GGGGAAAAGGAAAGGGGCAAGAAAGAGGGCCAGAGGAGAGGAAGGGACUGCAGUCCUGGAACGCUUUGGCGAGUCAGGACCCUAAGUAACAGGACCUGGGAUUGGUGGAAAGUCUAGACUGGCAGACGCUGCCAACCGUUCAGAGAGCGCAUUCAUUUAUUUGGGAAGAGAGGAGAGGGAGAGAGUUCACGGCGAAGUGGAUGGAAGGGGAUCCGGGUUUCCGCGGCACUGGGAAUCGCGAGCCGGGACUAUGGCACUGAGACCGGCGCGGAGCAGCUGCGCGCCGGAGGACGCGUCUCCUCCAGGAGGACCAGCGGGCGUCGGAAACGGCUGCGCACAGAGGAACCAACUUGUGGCUCCAGACCGUCCCCAACGCAGCUGGAAAUGAGAUCAAAGCUGCAGUUUCAUUCCAGAAGGAUGAGAGGAGCCAGUGAUUAGAGAUUUUUUUUAACCCUCUUCAUUCCCGUUUCGUUACUCCCCCUUUUUUUCCUUUAAAUAUAUAUUUAUUAUAUAUUUUUUCUUUUUAAAAUUACCCAACACCACGUCAGCCCCGUCACUUUGCUCUCCCUGCUUGAAAUAAAAGCCUAGCCUUAACUUCCACAACCUUGGGGACUCAAGAUCUACGGCCGGAUGAUGGAGAAGGGGACACCGGUGCUGGCACGGGCCGCUGGCGAGGGACCGCAUCAAGCGUCUCUCCGGUGAUCCCUGCUCUGAUAGCCGAGUUCAGCUAUACCUGGAGGACCUGUACCUAGUGCUGGGGGUGGGGGAGGGGACCCAGUGAAAGCCACCCUGAGCCUUAAAAAAAAAAAAAAAAGUAGCUGACCGGGGGCGGAACGGGAUUGUUCUUGACAGCUGACGGAGCCUUGAAAUUUUCCUCCUCUACCUCCGCCCCCUCCCCCGCCCCUGCCCCCCGCACUCCAUUUAACGUGAGAUUAUGAAAUCGCAGAGGCGGUGGAGGGAAGGCGACGGGAUCUAACAGGGAGUUUGGAGAGGCGAGAGGGAAGGUGGCUGGGUGGCUGAAAUCAAAAAUCCAAUUGCGCACUGGGUUGUGAUGAGAAAUCUAAUCAGAUCUUUGACGAAGGGGCCGGCCGGAAGGGUAGCCGGUGGGGGCAGUUGAUCCCUAAAUUCUCCGACAGGAAAACUGGGGAAAGGAAUCGAGGAUGUAAAGAAAAGACUUUUUGUUCUUUUUUUCUUUCUUUCUUUCUUUUUUUUCUUUCUUUUUUUCCUUUUCUUUUUCUUUCCUCCCCCCACCCCCGGAGGAGGUGGCUGUUGGGUGCCUUGCUAAAAUGAAGGAUACGGGACGCAGCUCUCUCUCGGAGCAGAACGCAGAGGAUAAGCUGAUGGUGCCAGAGAGGAGAAAGAAUGAAGCUUUUUCUUGUGAGACCUGGAUCGUAACAUAAAUGUGUAUAUGGCCACACGGGGAGCAUUGGGGGGAAAAUGAAAUAAGCUGAUGUCAGACCUGCGGGGUUUGGUGUGUUCUGACAUAAAUAAUCAUAAAAUAGCUGUCCCCCUCCCCCAAGGAUGUUUGGAAAUGGAGAACUGAGGAUCCACAAAGAAAAAGUGUGCUCAUUUUUCUCUAUAAAAGAGAAAGUACGCCAAGGAGAUAUUUUUGGAAUGAAAAGUUUGGGGCUUUUUUUUUAGAAAAGUAAAGACCUGAUACAUAUAUAUUUUUUUCUUUUGGAAUUUCCCACAAGAGGAGAGGAAAUUAAUAAUACAUCUGCAAAGAAAUUCCACUGACGAAAAGUUGACCGUGGAAGAACGAAGCAUUGAUUGGGAAAGAAAUCAGCAGAGGACUCUUGGAUCGGUGCCCGUGUUGACUAAAAUUGAAGGAUAAUUGCAGUUGGAUUUUUUUUCUUCACCAACCUCCUUUUUUUUUCUUUCUUUCUCGUUUUCUUUUGGUGUCAAGACCAUGCAUUGUUUCUUGUUCUUAACCACCUGGAUUUCCCUCGGGAUGUAGCUGUGCUGAAAUACAGUUGGCAAACACGUUCCCUAUUUACUGCAUAGAGACCCCAAUGGAGAACAAGACUGUUUGAACUCCAGAAGGACCAACAUCAGAUAAAUUAUGAAUGUUGAACAAGAUGACCUUACAUCCACAGCAGAUAAUGAUAGGUCCUAGGUUUAACAGGGCCCUAUUUGACCCCCUGCUUGUGGUGCUGUUGGCUCUUCAACUUCUUGUGGUGGCUGGUCUGGUUCGGGCUCAAACCUGCCCUUCAGUGUGCUCCUGUAGCAACCAGUUCAGCAAGGUGAUUUGUGUUCGGAAAAACCUUCGUGAGGUUCCUGAUGGCAUCUCCACCAACACUAGGCUGCUGAACCUCCAUGAGAACCAAAUCCAGAUCAUUAAAGUGAACAGCUUCAAGCAUUUAAGGCACUUGGAAAUCCUCCAGUUGAGCAGGAACCAUAUUCGAACCAUUGAAAUCGGGGCCUUCAAUGGUCUGGCGAACCUCAACACUCUGGAACUCUUUGACAAUCGUCUUACCACCAUCCCGAAUGGAGCUUUUGUAUAUUUGUCUAAACUGAAAGAGCUCUGGUUGCGGAAUAACCCUAUUGAAAGCAUCCCUUCCUAUGCUUUUAACAGAAUCCCUUCUUUGCGCCGCCUAGACUUAGGGGAAUUGAAAAGGCUUUCAUACAUCUCAGAAGGUGCCUUUGAAGGUCUGUCCAACUUGAGGUAUUUGAACCUUGCCAUGUGCAACCUCCGGGAAAUUCCUAACCUCACGCCACUUGUCAAACUUGACGAGCUAGAUCUUUCUGGGAACCAUUUGUCUGCAAUCAGGCCUGGCUCUUUUCAGGGGUUGAUGCACCUUCAAAAACUGUGGAUGAUACAGUCUCAGAUUCAAGUGAUUGAACGGAAUGCCUUUGAUAACCUUCAGUCACUAGUGGAGAUAAACUUGGCACACAACAAUCUAACAUUACUGCCUCAUGACCUCUUCACACCCUUGCAUCAUCUAGAGAGGAUACACCUUCAUCACAACCCAUGGAACUGUAACUGUGACAUCCUGUGGCUCAGCUGGUGGAUAAGAGACAUGGCCCCCUCCAACACGGCUUGUUGUGCCAGGUGUAACACUCCCCCCAAUCUGAAAGGGAGGUACAUUGGGGAGCUGGACCAGAAUUACUUUACAUGUUAUGCUCCUGUAAUUGUGGAGCCCCCCGCAGACCUCAAUGUCACUGAAGGCAUGGCAGCAGAGCUGAAAUGUAGGGCAUCUACGUCCCUGACUUCUGUAUCUUGGAUUACUCCUAAUGGAACAGUCAUGACCCACGGGGCAUACAAAGUGCGGAUAGCUGUGCUCAGCGAUGGUACUUUAAAUUUCACAAAUGUAACUGUGCAAGACACAGGCAUGUACACAUGUAUGGUGAGUAAUUCUGUUGGCAACACCACUGCUUCUGCCACCUUGAAUGUUACUGCGGCAACCACUACUCCAUUCUCGUACUUUUCAACUGUAACAGUAGAGACUAUGGAACCUUCUCAGGAUGAGGCACGGACCACAGAUAACAAUGUGGGCCCCACUCCAGUGAUCGAUUGGGAGACCACCAAUGUAACCACAUCUCUUACGCCACAGAGCACAAGGUCGACAGAGAAAACAUUCACCAUCCCAGUAACUGACAUCAACAGCGGAAUCCCAGGAAUUGAUGAGGUCAUGAAAACAACCAAAAUCAUUAUUGGGUGUUUUGUGGCCAUCACACUCAUGGCUGCCGUGAUGCUGGUCAUUUUCUACAAGAUGAGGAAACAGCACCAUCGGCAAAACCACCAUGCUCCAACAAGGACUGUUGAAAUCAUUAACGUAGAUGAUGAGAUCACUGGGGACACGCCCAUGGAAAGCCACCUGCCCAUGCCUGCGAUUGAGCAUGAGCACCUAAACCACUAUAACUCUUACAAAUCUCCCUUCAACCACACAACAACAGUAAACACAAUAAAUUCAAUACACAGUUCAGUGCAUGAACCGUUAUUGAUCCGAAUGAACUCUAAAGACAAUGUACAAGAGACUCAGAUAUAAAACAUUUACAGUUACAGAAAACAAACAAUCAAAAAAAAAAAAGACAGUUUAUUAAAAAAAUGACACAAAUGACUGGGCUAAAUCUACUGUUUCAAAAAAAGUGUCUUUACAAAAAAAACAAAAAGAAAAGAAAUUUAUUUAUUAAAAAUUCUAUUGUGAUCUAAAGCAGACAAAAUUAUGUGUAUUCCUCAGAACCUGUUUUUGCUGCACUUACUAUUUUCCCACACCUCCUCUCUCCCCUCCCGAUUGCCAUAUUUUUCAUAGAUCUCAACUCCCCAAAGAACUGGUCUAGGAAAUUUUGUAAGAAUUCUGUUACACUUUGAGAUUUUUAUGGUGAAUUCUAGUGGUGAGAUCCAGUCUAUUUUGUCUCUUUCUCUCUUGAUUUUUUUUCAUUAUUUUCUUUUUCCUUCAUGCCCUUAUGAAAUAGUCCAAUGGGGAAUGCAAUAUUAGAAAUAGAUUUUUAAGAAAGAAUGAGGAAAAAUGCAAGAUCAUAUAUUUUUCAUGUAAUGACCUGUUCUGUAUUUACGAGGAGGACAUUCUGUGGAGAAAGAAAAAAAAAGUAAGCAAACAACAGAUUAAUUUACAUAUGAGCAUCUAUAAAACCCAUGACUUUUAAAAAAAUCCUCUAGAACCAGAAUUUGUAGUUCAAAAGCUUAAAAUAAGAUUAUAAAUAAAAUAUUGUUGGUUUUUCUGU
Molecule: messenger RNA, 4683 nt
Organism: Arvicanthis niloticus (Nile rat)
Lineage: Eukaryota; Metazoa; Chordata; Mammalia; Rodentia; Muridae
Gene: Lrrc4c
Product: leucine rich repeat containing 4C
Biological process (GO): modulation of chemical synaptic transmission; regulation of axonogenesis; synaptic membrane adhesion
Cellular component (GO): postsynaptic density membrane; plasma membrane; glutamatergic synapse
Molecular function (GO): cell-cell adhesion mediator activity
Source: RefSeq, a predicted model, not a curated record